AUGGUGUUCAUCCAUUCAGUAGAGUUCCAAAGACUGUACAGUCUAUGCCAAGGUUAUGAUUUUCACAUUACUCCACACUCCUUCACCGCCAUCCGACAGGAAAAUGACCCAAACCCCCAACCCCUCACUACCACCGCCUUCGCCACCACCACCACCACCACAGAUAGACAUACCUCGGCUUUAUUACAUAGAGAGAUGUUUGCUGUUUGCUAUGGCUUUGUGGAUUUUGACAGCCCAGCUGCAGCACAGAAGGCCGUGUCGUCUCUCAAAGCCACCGGGGUGCAGGCCCAAAUGGCCAAGCAACAGGAGCAGGACCCCACCAACCUGUACAUCUCCAACCUGCCGGUGUCUAUGGAUGAGCAGGAGCUGGAGAACAUGCUGAAGCCCCUAGGUCACGUCAUCUCCACGAGGAUACUGAGGGAUGCCAAUGGGGUCAGCAGAGGAGUCGGCUUCGCCAGAAUGGAGUCCACAGAGAAAUGUGAAGUAGUGAUACAGCACUUCAAUGGAAAAUACCUGAAAACCCCGCCAGGCAUUCCAGCUCCCACGGAGCCUUUGCUGUGCAAAUUUGCCGACGGAGGGCAGAAGAAACGUCAGAGUCAGAGCAAGUACCCUCAGAACGGGAGGCCGUGGCACAGAGAAGGCGAGACUGGCAUGGCGUUAACAUAUGAUCCUGCUGCAAUGCAGAAUGGGUUCUACUCUUCGCCUUACAGCAUCGCCACCAACCGCAUGAUUGCACAGACCUCCAUCACGCCCUUCAUCGCUGCUUCCCCAGUUUCCACAUAUCAGGUCCAGAGUACGUCAUGGAUGCCUCAUCAACAAUAUGUUAUGCAACCUGCAAUACAAGUGCACAUAGUGCCAUAUGUGUCGUCCAUACUGGUUAUUCCCAACCAGCCCGUACGGCAGCCUGACGGCCAUCCAUCUUCCAGCCUUAUGUCAUGA
Messenger RNA from Micropterus dolomieu (smallmouth bass), 939 nucleotides. RefSeq names its product RNA-binding motif, single-stranded-interacting protein 3-like. Gene Ontology annotation, cellular component: nucleus; cytosol; ribonucleoprotein complex. The record is from RefSeq and is a predicted model, not a curated record. Lineage: Eukaryota; Metazoa; Chordata; Actinopteri; Centrarchiformes; Centrarchidae. The transcript has 11 exons. Bases 1 to 939 code for a protein of 312 amino acids. Gene Ontology annotation, molecular function: poly(U) RNA binding; poly(A) binding; mRNA 3'-UTR binding.